UCAAACACCGCCUGAUUCUAGCUCAAAGCCGACAGAGUUCGGUCAAAUUCUUCAGUUUACAGCUUUCUCAAUCUGAUCUGUCAUUUUCUAUCCGAAGCCAAAACGAGGGAAUCCGGGUCAACUCGCCCACGAUGCAUCACUCGCAGCUCGCCCCGCUGCCGAAUGACUUGCCCUUCCGAAUAGUCUCCAAGACGAUCGGCCAGGGUGCAUAUGCCUGCAUCAAAAAAGCCGUCCCCACACAUACCGAUAGCCCGGUCUUCGCAGUCAAGUUCAUUCACAAGGAAUAUGCCGCUCGUCAUGGCAAAGUCAGCGCGCGACAACUACAGAUGGAGGCGACGGUCCACAAGCAUAUCGGCGACCAUAACAAUAUUAUUUCCUUCUUCCAGACGGGUGAGGACGAUGUGUGGCGCUGGGUUGCGAUGGAGCUGGCCGAGGGUGGCGACCUUUUCGACAAGAUCGAAGCUGACGAGGGCGUGAGCGAGGACAUCGCUCACGUCUACUUCUCCCAACUCAUCAGCGCAGUGGGCUAUAUGCAUUCUAAGGGGGUCGGACACAGGGAUAUCAAGCCCGAGAACAUGCUGCUGGCUGCGGAUGGCAAUCUCAAAAUCGCCGAUUUCGGGCUGGCUACACUAUUCGAGUACAAGGGCGUGACCAAGCUGUCCACGACGUUCUGUGGGAGUCCGCCAUAUAUUGCACCUGAAGUGAUCUCGUGCAGUAGCAGGAGUCAAGCCAAAGGGAAGGGCUACCGACCGGACCUGGUGGAUAUUUGGUCGUGUGGCAUCGUCUUGUUCGUCCUCCUGGCCGGCAACACCCCGUGGGACAGCCCGACGGAAACGAGCUACGAGUAUCAAGAAUACAUCGCCACUCGUGGGCGUACGACCGAUGAGCUUUGGCAGCAAUUGCCCCCGGCUACGCUUUCACUACUCCGCGGCAUGUUGACCGUGGAACCCGCCAGUCGAUGGUCUCUCGAAGACGUCCGACGACACCCCUGGUACACUCGGCCAAACAAGUACUUGUCGCGCAACGGGACCCUCAGAGAUACCAUCAACAUGGCAACGACGAUGUUCGAGUCCCUCCAUAUCGACUUCUCGCAGAACCCCUUCGCCCGACCGCACGCCGGCGGUAGCCAGGGCUUGGAACGGAUAGAUCUUGACAUGGGGGACGGAUUUGACUCCGACCAGAGGAUCUCGUCCACGCAGCCGGAAAUGCCGCGAAGCGAUAUGCUGCUGGACUGGGACACACCACAAGCGGCGGACGCCUUCUCCUCCACGCAGCCCAUGGGCCGGCCGCUGUUCGCGAAGAACGACACCCAACCCCUCGACCACCUCGAGGAUGAACCGUCCAUGUCACAGUUCUCCCCGCAUCCCUCCGUGCCCCUCUCUCGCACACAAAAGGCCCUCCGCUUCCACGACAUCGUCCCCGCCCGUGCCAUGACGCGGUUCUUCUCGACGUGGGAGCUCAAAAUCCUGGUCCCCCUCAUCUGCGAGGCGCUGCAUCGUCUGGGCGUGCCGGUGCCCGCCAUCCCGGCCGUCUCCGCCGGAGACACAUCCGCCACGCUCCGGAUUAUCACCCGCGACGGGCGGAUGUGCACGCUGCAGGGCAAGGUCCUGAUCGAAUGUGUCUCGGAGGGCCUCUUUGAGAUCGAGUUCAUGAAGGUCAAGGGCGACCCGCUCGAGUGGCGGCGGUUCUUCAAGAAGGUCGCUGUGCUCUGCAAGGAUGCGGUGUACAAGCCUGAUAGCUGAGAGUCCGCCCCAAACCCCUACUAUCUCCGGUGCCCUUCUUUCUGGGUUGGUGGGAAACGCCACAUUGGCGGACUUUCUUCUUUUGUGUGUGUGUGUGUGUGUGUUUGUUGGUUGUCUGUUUGCUUCUUCUGGUAACUCUAUGUCUUAUGGAUAAUGUACGAUUUAAUGCGAUAAUGAUGGGCUUUGGGAUUGGAUUAGAGAGAGAAAUCAAAACAAGCAAGCGUGAUUCUAU
Molecule: messenger RNA, 1974 nt
Organism: Aspergillus saccharolyticus JOP 1030-1
Lineage: Eukaryota; Fungi; Ascomycota; Eurotiomycetes; Eurotiales; Aspergillaceae
Product: putative serine/threonine protein kinase
Exons: 2
Coding region: 132-1742 (536 amino acids)
Biological process (GO): intracellular signal transduction; microtubule cytoskeleton organization; protein phosphorylation
Cellular component (GO): cytoplasm
Molecular function (GO): ATP binding; tau-protein kinase activity; protein serine/threonine kinase activity
Source: RefSeq, a predicted model, not a curated record